UGUGUGCGCAGAUCGCAACCUCAAAGGAGAAUGGAAAAGGAGGAGGAGGAGGUGUAGGAGCAGGACAAACAAGCGAACCGAGGGAGCGUAUUUCCAGCUGUAGAAGGUGUUUACUGCUCGCUGGGGGGGGGGAGGCGCGAGAGACGACGCGCAGACCUCCAGUCAUCCAGGGCGGAGGAGCGUCGUUGGAUACAGGGAGAAGGAGGAGGAAGAGGAGGAGUGAGCGUGGAUGCUGAUUUUUUUUUGUACACCGACGAACGAGCCCAGAAAGGGAGAAUUAUCAGGCGCGUGGAAUAGGCGUUUGUGGUCCCCAGCGAUGGACUUCAGCUGUCGCCACUGAGCUCUCUAGUUUUUUCUGAUGACCGACGGCUCCGAUGGCGCUCAUUCAUGAAUCACGUGCCCCCUCGCCUUCCCUCUCCGGCUUCAACAGCCCGCUCUCCGAUCCGCCAUCCUUCCGUCGCCUCGAUGCCGAAACACCUUGCACCCCAGAAAUGGACCUCACCCCGACCCAGUGCGUCCUUCGCAACGUCCUCUCCAUAGACACCGGAGGCGCCGUGGAGCCGGGGGGCGGCGGCGGUGGUGGUGGUGGUGGUGGAGGAGGGGGGGGAGGAGGAGGAGGAGAGGGGCAGACCUGUGCACACAACCAUACACCGAACGAGGAUCAACAGGAGCACUUUGCCAACAGUGUCCUGAAGCUACACGAGCAUGACGGGAGUCCAGGACGGACGGAGGGAGAGGGGCAGGAGAUGGAUGGCAGCGCCGUCAGGAGCCAUGCCGGUGUCGCCAGGCUACAGUGCCAUUCCACCGGAGGGGGUGGAGGGUUUCUGGAGGGGUUGUUUGGGUGUCUGCGGCCUGUCUGGACUAUGAUUGGCAAGGCGUACUCCACAGAGCACAAACACGGCCUGGACGAGGCGUGGGAGAUCCCCUUCGAGGAGAUAUCUGACCUGCAGUGGGUGGGCAGCGGAGCGCAGGGCGCCGUCUUCCUGGGCAAACUGUACGGACAGGAAGUGGCUGUCAAGAAAGUGCGGAACAUCAAAGAGACGGACAUCAAGCACCUGCGCAAGCUCAAGCACCCCAACAUCAUCACUUUCAAGGGUAUUUGUACCCAGGCGCCGUGUUACUGUAUCAUCAUGGAGUACUGUGCCCAAGGACAGCUGUUUGAGGUGCUGAGAGCGGGCAGGCAGAUCCAUCCCUCCCUGCUGAUGGACUGGGCCAUGGGCAUCGCCGGGGGCAUGAACUAUCUCCACCUCCACAAGAUCAUCCACAGGGACCUCAAGUCACCAAACAUGCUGAUCACUUAUGAUGACGCAGUGAAGAUUUCUGAUUUCGGCACAUCCAAGGAGCUCAGUGACAAAAGCACCAAGAUGUCCUUUGCUGGUACAGUGGCCUGGAUGGCUCCUGAAGUCAUACGCAACGAACCCGUUUCAGAGAAAGUGGAUAUUUGGUCGUUCGGCGUCGUGCUGUGGGAGAUGCUGACGGGAGAGGUGCCCUAUAAGGACGUGGACUCCUCUGCCAUCAUCUGGGGUGUGGGCAACAACAGUCUCCAUCUGCCUGUACCCGAUAGCUGCCCCGACAGCUUCAAACUACUCCUGAGGCAAUGCUGGAACUGCAAGCCAAGAAACAGGCCUUCCUUCCGGCAGAUUCUCCUGCAUCUGGACAUCGCAUCAGCAGAUAUACUAUCGACUCCACAAGAAACCUAUUUUCAGACUCAGGUGGAGUGGAGGGAUGAGGUGAGGCACCACUUUGAGAAGAUCAAGUCUGAAGGGACGUGUCUUCACAGGCUGGACGAGGAGCUGAUCAAAAGACGCAGAGAAGAACUCAGACACGCACUGGACAUCCGGGAGCACUACGAGAGGAAACUGGAGAGAGCCAACAAUCUCUACAUGGAGCUCAAUGCCAUCAUGCUGCAGCUGGAACUCAAAGAGAAAGAACUGCACAAGAGGGAGAAUUCCCUGGACAAGAAGUACCCGGGCUGCUUCAAGCACCAAAGCUCCAGACAGUCGGCCUCCUCCAACUCGAUGGAGAAGCUCAUGAAAAAACGCAACGUGCCUCAGAAGCUUCCGUCAUACAGCAAGAGGCCAGACUUACUAAAGUCCGAGGUCAUCCUCCCCAAACUGGACUCUUCAAUGACACUGGUCACAAUCCCCAACAAGGGAUCUACCUCCCCUGGCCGCUCACGCCGAGGAAAGCCCCGCUACAGGAAGGCCGGGAAAGGCAGCAGCGGGGACUUUGCUCAGCUGAAAGCCACUCUGUCCUCUUCCUUAGCCAUGGUGAACGCCACCUCGUCCGUUCCCAGCAGCAAGCAGCAUUUAGACCCCAGUGCAGCCCUGCGAGGCCUGCAGCACGAUCUGCUGCUCAAGAAGAUGUACUCCUCCAGCCCGGACCUCAUUUCAACCACCCUGGAGGCCGAAGGCCGGAGGAAGGGGCAGGUCAUGCCGGGGCUGGACAGGGCGGGCAGCCAGAGCGCGUCGGCCGGGCUGGGGGAGAGCAGGAGGGCCCGAGGGCCCGAGGAGGGCCCGGACGUGAGCGUGCGGACGGAUGACCUGGCGGGAACGCCCCCACGCAGCGACACGCCCAGCGAGGACGCGGCUUCCAUCCCGUUCUCCAGCAGCCCCGACUCGCCGUGCGGCAGGGGAGGGGGAGCCGCCGGCGCCGCAGCGGGGCGGGCGCCCGCGCUCGGAGGCCCCCGCGUCUCCCACGACGGCGAGGAGAAGGAGGACGGCGUGGUGGUCACCCGCUCGCCCAGGAGUCAGCGCCUCACUCCCGCUGCGCUGCUCUACAGGGCGGCGGUCACGCGCAGCCAGAGACGUGGAGUGUCGUCAGAAGAAGAGGAGGGAGAGGUGGACAGUGAAGUGGAGUUGCCAAGGAGACGGCGCCCCGUGAGCAUGACCAAGUGCCAGUCCCUGUCCAACUUCAGCUCAGAGAACCUGUCGGUGUCGGACGGCGAGGAGGGAAACACCACCGACCACUCCCACAGCGGCACGCCGGACGUGGUCAGCACCAACACCGACGAGCGCCUCGACGACAAGAGCGACGACCUGCUGUCUCAGGGCUCGGAGAUUCCUGCUGACCCGUCCGACUCGACCCACGGCUUGUCUGAGAAGGAAGCUGUUCUCCGACAAGUCAAGACCCAACUCGCUACUAAUGAUCACAAUUAUGAGCAGGGCCUGUACGAUGACUCGGACUGUGACAGUGCAGAGCUGGACCACUCGGGCAGCGCUGAGCCCAGCCGGCCUGCAGCCAACUGGUGAAAAACCCCGACACCUCAACCCGCCCCAACUCCUGCCGACCUGCCCCUGCCCCCCCCUGCUCCCCCCCUGGGGGGGGGGGGCGGGAGAACGAGGCGUUUCUCUAGAUGAUCACGAGCAGGAAAGUCAAAACAUUCACUCGGUGAGUGUUUUCAGAGCACUGAUGUCCUGGGGUGUGGAGGGGGGGGGUUAACAGAAAAUCCCAUUUCCUCUGAGAUAAACCGUUUCCGAGCGACCUGAAACUGGAUCGGAACACUGACGGCGAGCUGACGGAGCGGCGGCCGUCAAAGCGCCAUCCAAACGGUCGUCUAUUAACGUCUCGUUUCACCUUCCAUGUGUAUUUUUUUAAUCUCCGUUAUGAAAAUGUCUCAUAUCAUUUCACAUCACGUCGUAUGAGAAUCUGACUCUAACGUCUUAUCAGGGUGUCAUUAUAUUCUAAUGUUGCUAUUGUCGACAUCACUGGGACACCUGCUGAUGUUUCUGCUUGCACUUAGUCCAUGAAAUGUACAAAUUUUCUUGUGAUGAUCGUGUCAUAUUGCAUUUCCUCCCAUAAUGUUAUGCAUUGAUUUAUUGUUAUUUUACAGUGAAUUCAUUGACAUUCUUAAGAAAAACAUGUUUACAUUUUUCCUUUAUAUUGUUUGCAAUUUUUAUUUACAUUUGAGUCAUGGAUUAUGUUUUGCCAUUUUCUACUCCUGUGUUUUAAUAUCUAUGUAAAUAUGUGAUGUUGUAAAAUGAACAAAUUUUUAACACGUGAGAUUGUAUAAUUUAAAGGUGCUGAUGUUUGUUACUAGGUGCCACUACUCUAUUUGAACUUCGAGAAGCUUAUGUUAGUAGAAUGUACUGUAGCCUCUGGUCAUGUCCGAGCAUCAAAACACAGAUAAAAGAGUAACGUGUGAACAAAGAAAAAGCAAUAUGUCCGCUCCGGUCAUGUCACAGAUCAGAAGAACCACAGCUGACUUUGCUGAGAGCAGAUGGGCUUUUUUAAAUUUAUUUUAUUGGUAUUGCAGUGUUGACCGUAUUAAAACGCAAUACCAGUUAAAAAUCCCCUUUUGAACAUCUAGGGAUGUAUAUAGCAUCAGAAAAGCAUGCUUGUGAUGAAGUUUGCGUGGCUCGUUUGUCACUAGAAUAUUAGCUCCAUCCAUUGAAAAAGAAAGCCACUGGACUGCAGACUAAAGGCAAAUGGAUGACGGGGACACAAAACACACAAAUAUCAGAUCGUUUGCAGUUUUCUUUCACUAAGGUGCGACUUUGCCGGACGUUUGCAGCGUAUCAGUAAAGAUGAGUUUCCGUUAGUAAACUAGAGUUUGUGGCAGAUGAAUAAUUAAUUAGCUUAAGCAGAAUUUUGUUCUGUCCUUCCACAAAAUAGUUUACCUACAAAAGAGCCUUGUGAAAUCAGGAUCUGGCCACUUUUAUCUAAUGCCGACCCCCAACAUGGAAGAUUAAUUUAUAUGUUGAUCCAUAAUAUGGCUCAUUUGUU
Molecule: messenger RNA, 4725 nt
Organism: Pungitius pungitius (ninespine stickleback)
Lineage: Eukaryota; Metazoa; Chordata; Actinopteri; Perciformes; Gasterosteidae
Product: mitogen-activated protein kinase kinase kinase 12-like
Exons: 14
Coding region: 375-3251 (958 amino acids)
Biological process (GO): JNK cascade; protein autophosphorylation
Cellular component (GO): cytoplasm
Molecular function (GO): ATP binding; MAP kinase kinase kinase activity
Source: RefSeq, a predicted model, not a curated record